UAACCCGCACCACAUGGGCUGCGCGGUGCCCCCGGCCCGCAGCCGCCCGCAGCCCGGCAUGGAGCCUCUGAGCGGAGCGCUGAAGAAGAGAGCGACGGAGCAGCACUACCGAGCGGAGGUGAUGAUCGCCGGAGAGCAGCUGAGGCUUCGCCUGCAUGAUGGAAAGCUCAUUAAGGACAGGCGUUACCACCUCCGAACUUACCCCAACUGCUUCGUGGCGAAGGAGCUCACGGACUGGUUGAUUGACCACAAGGAAGCCCCAGAUCGAGAGACGGGCAUCCGCCUGAUGCAGAAGCUGAUGGACCAUUACAUCAUCCACCAUGUUUGUGAUGAGCACUCGGACUACAAGGAUGCCAAGCUGCUGUACCGCUUCCGCAAGGACGAUGGGACCUUCCCCCUCAGCAAGGAUGUGAAGGUGUUCAUGCGAGGACAGAGCCUUUACGAGAAGCUGGUGAGCGUGGAGGGCUCGAUCCUGAAGGUGAGGGAGGAGAACUCGGUGAAGUACCAGCGGGCGUUCCUGGGCUGCGAGAUGGUGGAGUGGCUGGUGCAGGAGGGAGAAGCAGAGAGCCGGAGGGAAGCGGUGGAGCUGGGCCAGGCACUGCUGGAGCACGGGAUCAUUCAGCACGUCUCCAACAGGCAGCACUUCCUGGACUCUGACAUUCUCUACCAGUUCUGGAUCAACUUCCGACGGCGGCGACGUCUCACCGAGCUGCUCAGUGAGAAUUCCUCCCGUGCUCUGUCUGAGAGCCCCGACAGCCCCUUCUGCCUCCGCAAGCUCAACCCAGAGCCAGGCAACACCAGCUUUCUCUCUGUCCAGCCCAACAAGGAGAUCAAAGUUGUCUCAGCAGUUCGGAGGAGCAGCAUCACUUCCCUCGCUGGAAACUCCAACCCCUACUUCAGCAUUACUCCCACUCUGGUUUUCCCUCCUGUGGCUGAGUGCAACCCCAAAUCAGUGUUAAAGAGACCCGUCACCAAUGAAGAGCUCCUGUCCCCUGGGGCCCCCUACGUCAAGAAGACACUAACUAUUGUGGGGGAUGCUGUGGGCUGGGGUUUUGUGGUCCGAGGAGGCAGACCGUGCCACAUCCAGGCUGUGGACCCAGGAGGACCUGCUGCUGCUGCAGGCAUGAAGGUGUGCCAAUUUGUUUUCUCAGUGAAUGGCAUGUAUGUUUUGCAUCUGGACUAUCAGACCAUCAGCAGCCUCAUCAUGACCGGACCCCGGACUCUUGUCAUGGAAAUCAUGGAAGCCAUUGAAUGAACGGAGGAGCUUCAUCCCACCACCGUGUGGAGGAGGAGGGCACUGCAAAGUAGGGAUGGACUGUGGGCAGGGACCAAGCUCAACCUUUCACUCUGAGAUGUUUAGUCCGGCAUUUUAGCAUGUUUUCAAAUAAACACGUUCUAAUGGGA
This is a messenger RNA of Centrocercus urophasianus (Greater sage-grouse), 1404 nucleotides long. RefSeq names its product DEP domain-containing mTOR-interacting protein-like. Gene Ontology annotation, biological process: negative regulation of TOR signaling; intracellular signal transduction. The transcript has 9 exons. Lineage: Eukaryota; Metazoa; Chordata; Aves; Galliformes; Phasianidae. Bases 14 to 1255 code for a protein of 413 amino acids. The record is from RefSeq and is a predicted model, not a curated record. Gene Ontology annotation, molecular function: protein binding.